Molecule: messenger RNA, 1049 nt
Organism: Melopsittacus undulatus (budgerigar)
Lineage: Eukaryota; Metazoa; Chordata; Aves; Psittaciformes; Psittaculidae
Gene: SURF4
Product: surfeit 4
Exons: 6
Coding region: 107-916 (269 amino acids)
Biological process (GO): Golgi organization
Cellular component (GO): endoplasmic reticulum-Golgi intermediate compartment; membrane; endoplasmic reticulum
Source: RefSeq, a predicted model, not a curated record
CUACGUGGCAGCGCAGAGAUCGGUGCGCGGCCCCGCGCUCCUCAGCCACGCUCCGCCCGCCGCCCUCUCCGAGAGCCGGGCCCAGAGCCGUCGUUCCGCCGCCGCCAUGGGCCAGAGCGACAUCAUGAGCACCGCCGAGGAUUUCGUGGACCAGUUCCUGAGGGUGACGAAGCAAUACCUGCCCCACGUGGCCCGCCUGUGCCUGAUCAGCACCUUCCUGGAGGAUGGCAUCCGCAUGUGGUUCCAGUGGAGCGAACAGAGGGAUUACAUUGAUGGCACAUGGAACUGUGGCUAUUUCCUGGCCUCCAUCUUUGUGUUCAUAAAUCUCUUUGGACAGCUAAGCGGCUGCAUCCUGGUGCUGAGUAGGAACUUUGUGCAAUAUGCCUGCUUUGGACUGUUUGGAAUUAUAGCAUUACAGACUAUUGCAUACAGCAUUCUAUGGGACCUGAAGUUCUUGAUGAGGAACCUGGCCCUUGGGGGAGGUUUGCUGCUGCUUUUGGCCGAGUCACGCUCAGAGGGGAAAAGCAUGUUUGCUGGUGUCCCCACCAUGCGGGAAAGCUCCCCAAAGCAGUACAUGCAGCUGGGGGGCCGUGUGCUGCUGGUCCUCAUGUUCAUGACACUGCUACAUUUUGAUAUGAACUUCUUUUCUAUUCUGCAGAACAUUGUGGGCACAGCGCUGAUUAUCUUGGUAGCAAUUGGCUUCAAGACUAAGCUGGCUGCCUUGACUCUAGUCAUCUGGCUGUUUGGCAUCAAUAUCUACUUCAAUGCCUUCUGGACCGUCCCAGCCUACAAGCCCAUGCACGACUUCCUCAAAUACGAUUUCUUCCAGACCAUGUCUGUCAUUGGAGGCCUCCUUCUUGUGGUUGCACUGGGUCCUGGUGGAGUCUCCAUGGAUGAGAAGAAAAAAGAGUGGUAACAGGAAUAGCAACACUUCCUGGGACACAACACAUUAAGUCCAGAACUGAUUCUUUAUGGAUUCAACAAAAACUGACAGCAUUUUACACAUACAUGCCCCCUUCCUAUUAAAGGCACAGAUAUUCUGAAUUUGA